AUGUCCAACUUCGAGCCAAUUCACUACGUGCCAGCACAUCAUCGAGAACAGAUCCUAAAAGCACCAGUCAUCCGGAUCUUCACCGUUCCUCAUACCCAGUCCGAAGGGACAGCAAACCACUGGUGUUUCUAUCUCCUAACCCCCUCCGGAACCUCCAUCGCGGUGGACUGUCAACCCAGCCAUAGAAUCCCGAGUACUGUUCUUCACGGAGGCUCCAAGGGAUUCCUAAUCAUCUCCGAACUAUCCUAUACAUUGCCCCCCGAUGCUCAGAAAGCGUUUCCUCUCGACGUGAUCUCCGGACUAACUGUGGCCGGUGUCCUGCACAAACUCAUCGACCAUGGUCGUCAUCAAUACGAGUUCGAUGUCCAUGGAGUUGGGUGUAGAUACUGGGUCACUAGCCAAAUAGACCUGAUGUGUCAGGUAGGAUUACUCACGGAUCUUAGGCAGUGUGCCAAUGCUAAAAUGGCGGUUACUUUGCUGUGGCCCGAACAGACGACCCUGCCGCUAGAUAGAGGGGCCUAUUAUCAAUAG
Molecule: messenger RNA, 531 nt
Organism: Aspergillus tanneri
Lineage: Eukaryota; Fungi; Ascomycota; Eurotiomycetes; Eurotiales; Aspergillaceae
Exons: 1
Coding region: 1-531 (176 amino acids)
Source: RefSeq, a predicted model, not a curated record